AUGAUGUUCAUCUUAUCGUUAUUUUUCGUAUUAAUUUUCUGUUCAUUAUCAAGAGAAAAUCCCAAUCAUAUUCUUGUUAUUGCUCCGCCUUUCUUUGGUCAUAUGCUACCUUCAUUAGAACUUGCCAAACAAUUAUCAUCUUAUUGUCAUGUUACAUAUUUGAUUUCAGCAAAUAAAAUCAAUGAACUUGAUCGUAAAGGAUUUCUAUCUGAUUUAAACAAUAGUAAAACACUGGAUAUCGUUGGUUUAAUUGAUGGAAAUGAUAAUUUUCCUCAAUUUGAAAUUCACGAUUCUCAAAUCAAUUUAAAUAAUAUUUCACAGAUAAUUCCUGGUAAUGAUCAUAUUCGAUUAUUCAAUGGUGUAAUCAAUCGAAUGGGUACAGCAUUAAAUCAUUUGUUUCAUUCAAAUUUUCAAUCACCUAUUACACGAAAUAUUUCCUUGCCUAUUGAUAUGAUUAUUGUUCGAUCAUUUGCUCCAUUACCUUUAUUAAAUUUAUCAAUACCUAUUUAUUUAUUUUUACCGAGUAAUCUUCGAGGUGUUGUUAAUGGUAUGCAUAAUGAUGAAAGAAAUAAUAAUAAUGAAUUAAAAGAAGUAUUUCGUUAUAUUCAAAAUAAUACUCAACAAGCAAAUGGUUUUAUUUGUAAUUCAUUAAAAGAAUUUGAUGGAAAAUAUAUUGAACAAUUUUAUCGAUCAUCUGGAAAUUUAGCACCUAUUCGUUUUAUUGGUCCUCUUAUUUUUAAUAGUCAACAAUCAAUGGAAGAUAAUGCUAAAGAUAUUGUCGAUUGGCUUGAUAAACAACCUAUUAGUUCAGUUAUUUAUAUUUCUUUCGGUUCAGUGGCUCGUUUACCAUCAACUACUAUUGAUAUUGUUGCUCGUGCUUUAUUAAAUCAUUCAUUUAUUUGGUCAUUAAAAACAAAAACAUCUCUUCCAUCAUCAUUAAAUAAUCUUGAUUCUAAUCGUCAACUUAUUCUUGAAUGGACUCCACAACGUGCAAUAUUAUCACAUCCUUCAAUAGCAUUUUUCUUUUCACAUGGUGGAUGGAAUUCUCUUUUAGAAAGUAUGUUAAAUGGUAAACCAAUACUUGUAUGGCCUUUUUUUGGUGAUCAAUUUGAUAAUGCUUUACAAAUUAUUGAAAUGGGUAUAGCUCGUCAAGUUUCAAAUAAUCUUCAAGAUGAUAUUGAACAUAUGCUCAGUAAUAAUAGUUAUUCAAAUAAAGCUAAAGAAGUUCAACAAUUAGUUAUUCAAGCUCGAGAAAAUACAUCAAAAGAACAAAUUAUUAAUAUUGCACAACUUAUUUCAAAUAAUCCAAAAGAACAUGAUGAUCUUUAA
This is a messenger RNA of Adineta steineri, 1329 nucleotides long. NCBI's taxonomy places the organism in Eukaryota, Metazoa, Rotifera, Eurotatoria, Adinetida, Adinetidae. The record is from the annotation of a GenBank genome assembly.